CUGUGCAGCAGGAUUGUGUGUAGAGAAGGGAGAGGUUGUGGUAGCUUCCAUGGGGAGAAACACUGUUUAAUGACAUCCAAAGCCAAAGGGAAAGGGGAGGGGGAGGCGAUCUGAGCCAGAAAAAGGUCGAGGGAUUUGAGGAUGUGACUUUGUGUGGACACAGCCCACAAAAAAGUAUUUAAAGGGCCAAGAUCCUCCAUGCCCCUUUCAAUCUCCUGUCAGCAUCAUGGACUCCUGGGUCUUCCCCACCUCGAUGCUCCUGCUCUGUCUGAUCCAGGGAAGCCAGCAAGGCGGGUUGGCCCCUCAGGGGAACGGCAUCAUGGGAUGGUUUUUUUCCUCAACUCAUAUGAAAGGGAUUCCCCCAGGAGCAGGGCCUGGAGCUGGGGCUGGGAUCCCACCAGGAAAGGCAGGUUAUGGCACAUUGUCGAAUGGCUAUGGAACAGGGGCUCCCAAUGGAGCAGGGGCUGGACCCCAGGGCCCUGAAACAAAAGCUGGAUACAGGAAUGGACUUGGAGCAGGAAUCUUCCCUGGAGCUGGAGCCCAGCCAGGUCUUGGUGGGGGGAUGAAACCUCAAAAAGCAGCAUAUAGAAAUGGAUUGGGUAAUGGGGCUUUCCCAGGAGCUGGAGCCCAGCCAGGCCUUGGAGCUGGAACCAAGCCUCAGAAACCAGGAUAUGGAAAUGGGCUGGGAAAUGGGAUCUUCCCUGGAGUUGGAGCUCAGCCAGGAGGGGGAAUGAAGCCUCAGAAAGCAGGAUAUGGGAAUGGGCUAGGACAUGGGGGCUUUCCAGGACCUGAAGCCCAGCCAGGAUUUGGAGCAGGGGCCAAGCCUCAGAAAGCAGGCUUUGGAGCAGGGACCAAAAUUCAGAACGCAGGAAAUGGAAAUGGUCUAGAAGCUGGGGCAUUCCCAGAAGCCAGAGCUCAGCCAGGUCCCUGUAAUGGGGGCUCCAUUCCAGCUCUUCCUCCUAGGCCUCCCAAUGGAGUAGGGCCUGCAACAGGGAGUCCCUCAGAGAAAGGAGGAUUCAGGACUCAGAAUGGCUAUGGACCAGUUUCUCCCCCAGGCCUUGAAAAUGGAUUGAAGACUCAAAAAACAGGACUCAGAAAUAUACUUGGAGCUGGAUCCUUCCCAGGGGCCAGGAUUCAGCCAGGUUAUGGUGCCAUGAAUGGAUAUGGGACAGGUCUUGGAGGAGUCAAAUCACAGAACACAGGUUAUGGGAAUGGAUUUGGAGCAGGAGCUUUCCCAGAGACUGGGCCACAACCAGGGUUUGGGACCCUAAAUGGUUUUGGAGGAGGCCCAGGUGGUGUGAAGCCUCGAAAAGCAAUUUAUAGCAAUGGACUAGGAGCUGGAACUUUUCCUGAGGUCCAGCAAACAGGGUUCCCUGGGGCUGGAAGUUAUGCAGCUAAUGGCUAUAGCAAUGGAUAUGGAGCUGGGGGGCCUGGAUACCCUAAACCUUCCCUAUAUGAAAAUGGUGGGGCCAGCUCCUUUGGUGCUCAGGGGGUCCCCUUUCUCUCUGGAGGUUCAGAGACUGGGGCCAAGACUGCUAAACAUGACUUUGGAAAUGGAGUAGGCACAGGCUCCUACCCUGCAGAUGAAAGCCCACCAGGUCUCUAUGGUCAAUUAAGACCAGAGCCAGUUCCUGGGACUUAUGGUGGACCAGAUGUGAAGCACAACUUCAAUGGCUUCUUGGGAAAUGGUUAUAGAGGUCGUUGUCCUCCAGGGAAAUGUUGAGCCUAAAGGGACAUCCCCAACAUCCCCCAUGUGAAGACUUCAGGGGAGCUGGGAGCCUAAGAUCUGGCCAUCUUAGUGCUAUCAGGCUUUUUGGAAAAAACAACAACAGGCUCAUUGGGAGGGAACUUUCCCCUCUGCCCUAGGAGAGUCUUUCAUUGGUCUUAAUGGUGCUUUGAGGUAGAGAGGAAGAGAUCCUGGGCCUGUUAAUAAAAGGUUUCAAAUCACAA
Molecule: messenger RNA, 1950 nt
Organism: Sarcophilus harrisii (Tasmanian devil)
Lineage: Eukaryota; Metazoa; Chordata; Mammalia; Dasyuromorphia; Dasyuridae
Product: glycine-rich cell wall structural protein 1.8-like
Exons: 31
Coding region: 227-1723 (498 amino acids)
Source: RefSeq, a predicted model, not a curated record